GAGGUGCCGUGUCCCCCCCCCCCUUCAGGCCCGAUCCAACCCCGUCCCACCGCAGGGCAGCGCAUCAUGGCGGGGUUCCGGAUCCGUCCGUACCGUGACGAUGACUCCGAGGCGGCCCGCGAUGUCUUUGCCACGGCCAUGAGCGAAUACGCCCCGUCUCUGUGCCUGCACGUCCUGCGGCAGCCCUGGGUGCUGCUGCUGCUGGGCUGCACCUUCUGCCUUCUAAUGGCCAGCGCCCGCUCGCUGCUGCUGCCCGUGUUGGCGUUAACGCUGCUGCUGGCGCUGGGCCGGCAGCUGCUGGGCUGCGCGUGGAGCGCGUACAUCGAGCGCUGCCUCGGGGCCGACCUGAGCGAUAUCCGGGGGUCGUACACAGACGGGGGGUUCUGGGUGGCGGAGGCGGACGGGAGGGUGGUGGGCACGGUGGGCGUGAUGCCGGCGGGGGAGGGGGGGCUGCUGGUGUUGAAGCGGAUGGCGGUGCGCAAGGAUUAUCGAGGCCGGGGGGUCGCCAAGGCGCUGUGUCGGGCGGUGCUGGACUUUGCGAGGCGGCGGCCCGGCUGUGCGGCCGUGGUGCUCAACACCAUCAUGCUGCAGCACGACGCACGAGCCCUGUACGAGCGGCUGGGAUUCCGCCGGCAGCGCCGCUUCGUGCUGCCCACCGUGUACGGCCGCGUGGCCAACUGCACCGUCACCACGUACCGCUACGAGCUGCAGUGAGCGGCCGCCGCACGGAGCGCCCGGUUCAGCCGGUGCCGCCCCGCGGGGAAGGACGGAGCUCCGGGCCCGAACCGCAGCGGUGCAGCUCCGUGUGGGGGGGGGGCGGUGCCGUGCGGCUGAGCCGGGUGGGCGCUGACCCGCGGGGACCCUGCCCCGUUCCGCUGAGUCACGCUGACUCAGCACGGGGCUCCUCGCGCACGGGGCUGUGUCGUGCUGCCGGUGCCCGUGGGGACACGGGGACCCUCGUGCCGCAGGUCGGAGAUGUGGCCGCCCCCAGCCCCGCUGCCCCUCGGCUCCGAG
Messenger RNA from Coturnix japonica (Japanese quail), 1014 nucleotides. The record is from RefSeq and is a predicted model, not a curated record. Lineage: Eukaryota; Metazoa; Chordata; Aves; Galliformes; Phasianidae.